Messenger RNA from Cryptomeria japonica (Japanese cedar), 753 nucleotides. RefSeq names its product expansin-A1-like. The coding region runs from base 1 to 753 and encodes 250 amino acids. The record is from RefSeq and is a predicted model, not a curated record. Lineage: Eukaryota; Viridiplantae; Streptophyta; Pinopsida; Cupressales; Cupressaceae. Gene Ontology annotation, cellular component: extracellular region. Gene Ontology annotation, biological process: plant-type cell wall organization. The transcript has 3 exons.
AUGAAGAUUUUGACGGUGGUGUACGCAUUAGCAUCUAUUAUUCUAAGAGUAGAGCUAGUUCAUGGCUGGAGUACAGGGCAUGCUACAUUUUAUGGUGGGAGUGAUGCCUCUGGAACCAUGGGUGGUGCCUGUGGAUAUGGUGAUAUGUACAGUGCUGGAUAUGGCACAAAUACUGCAGCUCUAAGUAGUGCAUUGUUUAACAAUGGAGCGGUAUGUGGAGCUUGCUAUCUAAUUAUCUGUGAUGCUAAAAAAGAUCCUCAGUGGUGUCUCCCUGGUACAUCCAUUACAAUCACUGCCACAAAUUUUUGCCCACCUAAUAAUGCCCUGCCAAAUGACAAUGGAGGGUGGUGCAAUUUGCCUCUUCAACAUUUUGACAUGGCACAACCUGCCUUCCAGCAGAUUGCAAAAUACAGUGGUGGAAUUGUACCAGUUAUUUAUAAAAGGGUUCGUUGCAAGAAGACCGAGGGGAUCCGUUUUAGCGUAAAUGGGAGAGACUACUUUGAGCUAGUGCUGAUAAGCAAUGUUGGGGGAAGAGGAGAUAUUACUGCUGCAUGGAUAAAAGGAUCAAACACUGGAUGGCAACAAAUGAGCAGAAACUGGGGAGCAAAUUGGCAAAGCAAUUCAUAUUUGACCGGGCAGAGUUUGUCAUUCAAAGUGAAGGACAGCAAGGGGAGAAUUCUCACCAUGAACGAUGUGGCUCCUUCCAAUUGGCGAUUCGGCCAAACAUUUUCUUCCUCUCAAAAUUUCAGAUGA